UUUACUAUAAAUUCAAAGUAUCUGACACCAAAAAAUUCCAUCCAAUCCUUCCCUCCUUCUCCGUCUCACAUUCUAAUCUUGAGUUUUUUUGCCUUCCCACAAACUUUAAAAAGGAGCUUUCGGUUUUUAUUCUCUUAGAAAAAGAAAGAAAAUGGCCAACAAUCUGAUGCGUGCUGUUCAAUACAGUAAAUAUAACGGAGGAGUUGCUGAUCUCAAGCAUGCUGAAGUUCCGAUUCCCAGUCCAAAAAAGGAUGAAGUUCUGAUCAAAGUAGAGGCAGCUAGUAUUAACCCAAUCGACUGGAAAAUACAAGAGGGGGUAGCGCGCCCAUUUUUACCUCGCAAAUUCCCCCACAUUCCUGGUACUGAUGUAGCAGGAGAAAUCGUACAAGUUGGAUCAGGUGUCCAGAGUUUCAAAGUCGGGGAUAAAGUUGUUGCCGUACUUGGUAAUGGAGGUGCACUAGCUGAAUAUGCUGUGGCUAAGGAAGGUUCCACAGUUCCAAGGCCUCCAGAGGUAUCAGCCCCUGAAGCUGCAGCUUUGCCAAUUGCUGGCCUUGCAGCUCACCAGUCACUCACCCAGCUUGCUGGUCUCAAACUUGAUGGAAGCGGCCCACAAGUAAAUGUUCUGGUUACCGCUGCUUCAGGUGGUGUAGGUCAAUAUGCAGUUCAACUCCUAAAGCUUGCAAAUGCACACAUUACAGCCACUUGUGGGGCUCGUAAUAUGGAUUUAGUCAGGAGCUUGGGGGCUGAUGAGGUUCUUGACUACAAAACUCCUGAUGGGGUGGCUCUCAAGAGCCCCUCUGGUCGCAAAUACGAUGUGAUCAUCCACUGCGCACACAACAUUCCUUGGUCUACCUUUUCGGCUAACUUGACUCCGAAAGGAAAGGUAGUAAAUACCACCCCUGGUUUCGGUACUUUGAUGAGUGUUGCUGCGAAAAAGAUUAAAUGCUCGAAGAAGCAACUCUUACCCUUGUUCACCUCACCCAAGAAAGAGAACCUCGAUUUUCUUGUUAAGUUGGUGAAAGCAGGAAAGCUUAGGCCAAUAAUCGAUUCAAAGCAUCCUCUAAGUAAGGCAGAAAAUGCUUGGGCCAAGAGCAUUGAAGGCCAUGCUACGGGCAAGAUUCUUGUGGAGCCCUAGUUUAUGAAGAUUACUCGAUGCAUACAGUAAUUUUAUACUUUUUCAAUGAGUGGGGUUGCUUAUGAGUCAUUCGUAUAUUCACAUGUACUCUGUAUUUUGAACAAUACAAAUCUUGGUGUGUGAGUUGCUUUUUUCGUCAUAUGUUGUGUUGAAUGUAAUAUAUUUGAGCAUUGUGUUUUGUUCGAUUUCUUUUUCUUUUUUGGUUUAAUGUAAUUCGAAUUGUAGAUGAUCCUAUGGAUAAUUGGAUUUUGUUUGUGAA
Gossypium arboreum is the source of this 1394-nucleotide messenger RNA. Its product is annotated as chloroplast envelope quinone oxidoreductase homolog. The record is from RefSeq and is a predicted model, not a curated record. Gene Ontology annotation, molecular function: oxidoreductase activity. The coding region runs from base 152 to 1135 and encodes 327 amino acids. The transcript has 4 exons. NCBI's taxonomy places the organism in Eukaryota, Viridiplantae, Streptophyta, Magnoliopsida, Malvales, Malvaceae.